Molecule: messenger RNA, 2364 nt
Organism: Eutrema salsugineum
Lineage: Eukaryota; Viridiplantae; Streptophyta; Magnoliopsida; Brassicales; Brassicaceae
Product: L-type lectin-domain containing receptor kinase IV.4
Exons: 1
Coding region: 209-2230 (673 amino acids)
Biological process (GO): protein phosphorylation
Cellular component (GO): plasma membrane
Molecular function (GO): protein kinase activity; ATP binding; carbohydrate binding
Source: RefSeq, a predicted model, not a curated record
CCGUGACAGCGAAACGAGUAGGUCAAGCACCGAAGUCUUCUAUUAAUUUCCCACCAUGGAUUCUUAAUCGAGUGUGACGACUUUUCCCUUGACGAGAAAAAAAUACAACUUUUCUACACUCUCUUCAGACCAUAAAUUUUCUUGCAUUCUCAUAAACUCAAAUAUUUAAGCCAAAGCCAAAGCCAAAAAAAAAAAAAUAUACAGAGCGAUGUUCGUGAAGCUCGUCAACGUCGUCUUCUAUUUGAGCAUGAUCAAUCAAUUCCUACAAUCGUCUUCCCAAAUUCUCAACUUCACUUACAAUGGAUUCCAUCGUCCACUGAGUGCCAUAUCCCUCCAAGGGAUCGCCACCGUCACACCCACCGGUCUCUUAAAGCUAACCGACACAACCGUGCAACAAACCGGUCACGCCUUCUAUACCCUACCAAUCCGGUUCAAAGAUUCUCCAAACGGCACUGUCUCGUCCUUCUCCACCACUUUUGUCUUCGCUGUGCACUCUCAGAUCCCGAUACUUAAAGGCCACGGCAUGGCUUUUGUCGUCGCUCCGAACACAAGCCUCCCCUUCUCGAGUACCAGCCAAUACCUCGGUCUCUUCAACAUCACAAACAACGGUAAUGACACAAAUCAUGUGUUCGCUGUCGAAUUUGACACGAUUAUGAGUCCCGAGUUUAAUGAUACGGACGAUAAUCAUGUCGGAAUCGAUAUCAAUAGCUUGACGUCAGUGAAAAGUUCGACGGCUGGUUACUGGGAUGAAAACGAUCAGUUUAAGAAUCUGUCUUUGAUCACUGGUAAGCCGAUGCAGGUUUGGGUCGAUUAUGAUGGCCUUACACGUCAAGUCGAUGUAACGAUGGCUCCAUUCAGCGAGAAUAAACCUAGAAACCCACUUCUUUCUGUUGUCAGAGAUCUAUCUUCGGUUCUAUUGCAAGAUAUGUUCCUAGGUUUCUCGUCUGCGACUGGUUCUACUAUGUCGGAACAUUAUGUUCUCGGGUGGAGUUUCCAGAUGAAGGGGAAUGCUCCGCCGUUGGCCUUAUCGAAACUUCCGACACUUCCGAGGUUUGACUCGUUUGAGGCCAAGAGUACCAACCGCUUCUUAUUUAUUUUGACGGAGGUGAUGGCAAAGUUGUUGAUUCCGGUCUUGUUUAUCUUCUCGCUCAUCUUCCUCGUGCGCUUCAUCGUGAAAAGGAGGAGAAAGUUCGCGGAAGAACUCGAAGAUUGGGAAACAGAGUUCAAGAAGAACCGGUUGAAGUUCAAGGACUUGUACCGUGCCACCAAAGGGUUCAAGAAGAAGGACAUUCUCGGAUCAGGCGGGUUUGGGAGCGUUUACAGAGGUGUCAUGCUCAAGACGAACAAGGAAAUUGCUGUGAAAAGAGUCUCGAACGAAUCCCGACAAGGGCUUAAAGAGUUUGUGUCUGAGAUCAUAAGUAUUGGUCGGAUGAGUCACCGAAACAUAGUCCCUCUCUUGGGUUAUUGCCGCAGGAGAGACGAGCUUCUUCUGGUGUACGACUACAUGCCCAAUGGAAGCUUAGACAAGUACUUGUACAACAGUCCGGAGUUAACCCUCGACUGGAAACAGAGGAUCAGAGUCAUUAAAGGCGUGGCCUCUGCCUUAUUCUUCCUUCACGAAGACUGGGAACAAGUGGUGAUUCACCGCGACAUCAAAGCCAGCAACGUCUUGUUAGACGCGGAGCUCAACGGGAGACUCGGGGAUUUCGGUUUAGCUAGGUUGUGUGGUCACGGGUCGGAUCCUCAAACCACGCACGUCGCUGGAACAUGGGGAUACCUAGCUCCCGACCACAUCAGAACAGGAAAGGCCACGACCGCUACUGAUGUUUUUGCGUUUGGGGUGCUUCUACUAGAAGUUGCGUGCGGUAGACGUCCCAUCGAGAUUCAGAACACUGAGAGGGUCUUGCUCGUGGAUUGGGUUUAUGGGUUUUGGACCGAGGGAAACAUCUUGGAUGCUAAGGAUCCGAAUCUUGGGACAGAGUAUGACCAAAGAGAGGUCGAAAUGGUCUUGAAGCUAGGUUUGCUCUGCUCUCACUCCGAACCACAUGCUAGACCAACGAUGAGGCAAGUGCUACAUUAUCUAAGCGGAGAUGCAGUGCUACCAGAUUUUUCGCCGUUGGACUUGCGUGCGGGAGGGAUGAUGUUGGGAAUCCACAACGGAUUUAGUGAGUUAGGCACGUUUACCUGUGGAUCUUCCAUUGUUGAUUCUAUACUCUCCGGCGGGAGAUGAUAGUUGAAUGUCAUAUCGUGUGUCUUACAUUUCAUGUGUAGAAAAAUAUUAUUCCACACGACAUCUGGGACCAUGUCUGUAUAUUUAGGUGUGUAUUUUGUUGACUCGAAAUAAUUGAAACUUUUGUGAACGUA